AUGGCGUCCACGUGCCUCACCAUGGAAGCUCUAAAGAAGGUCUAUCGAGACGACGGCUUCCUCUCUGUCCGCAACUCCAUCGGCAAGAGGGAAAACCAUGCAUAUUACAUUUUAAAGGCAGACUUACUGGAAGGGGAUCUUUUGAUUCUGUUGUUGAUGGGUGGGAAGUUGAUUCGGACUUCCCGACAAGCUGAGGACUCUGAUGUUCAAUUUGCGGACAUUAUCGUUGAGGAAGACGCUCUAAAUAUUGUAGAGGGCAUGCCAGACUCUGAUGUUCAAUUUGUGGACAUUAUCGUUGAGGAAGACGCUAUAAAUACUCUAGAGGGCGUGCUUGAAGGCACUGAUCAUCCACCAAGAAGCAAGUGGGAGCUUCUAAUCUCUAUCUUCUUCAGGGAUGCAAGGCAUGUGUUCAUAAUGGAUGAACUUGGUCGAGAGAUAUUGGGGCUUGCUUUUCCAGCUGUCUUGACUUUGGCUAUCAAUCCAAUCACUUCCUUAAUUCAUGCCGCCUUCAUUCGUCGUUUAGGUCGAGUGGAGGUUGCAAUUGUAGGAGUUUCUAGUGCUGGAUUUAAUAUAAUUGUGAGCAUUAUUACAUUCGUACUAGGGAGUAUAACCGCUUCGUUUGUCACCAAAGAGAAAACUCUCGGAAAGGCAGAAGGUGAAAGCAGAAGCUCGACUAUACAAAUUCUGGAGAUACAUGGCCAGGACAGUCCACACCGGACCUCAGGUUCAAGGGAGCUUGCGACUUCUAUUCCCUUGUUUAAUCAAACUAUCGGACUUCCUGUGGUCAGUAUAACAGCUGUCGAAGAGGAAAAUGCUAGAAAAGAUGAUGAAGUGGUUCCAGUGGAAGAUUUUACAGCAUCUACAUGUAGCAAGGAAAUGCAACGUAUCCCUUCUGCAACUACUGGACUAGUAGUUGCCGGGAUCCUUGGUGUCUUGCUCACGUUAUUUCUAUCAUUUGGUGCUGGAACCUUCUUGGCUUUUAUCGGGUUUACAUAUGGUUCUCCCAGACAACUCUUUGCUAGAAGGUACUUGAGAUUACGAUCCAUAGGGGUUCCGGCUGUUCUUCUUUCGUCUACAAUGGAAGGCGUGUUCCGAGGCUUCAAGGAUACCAAAACUCCUCUUUAUGCCACUGUUGCAGGAGAGCUCGCAUAUGUUGCAUUAAAUCCGACACUAAUCUUUGCUUGCCAUUUGGGUAUUAGUGGUGAUGCAAUUGCGUAUGUUUUGUCUCGGUACGUAAUAUUUUUUAUUCUUUUGUGGAGACUGAUGAAUCGAGUUGAUCUCUUAUCUCCAAGCCUUAAAGAUAUACAUUUUCAUCAAUUCUUAAAGAAUGGACUUCUUAUGUUGUUAAGGGGGAUAGCUCUCACAUCCCCUUAUUUCCUUGCUACCUUGCUGGCUGCUCAGCUGGGUUCAACACCUUGGGUUGCAUUUCGGAUAUGCUUAAGGUUUUGGAAGGCAUCAUCACCUAUUGCUGGUGGUUUGGCCAUUGCUGCACAGGCAAUCCUAGCAGAUUCAUUUAGGGAGAAGAAAGAUUAUGACAAGGCAACUACGGCUGCAUCUAGAGUAUCACAGAUGGGAUUUGUUCUCGGCCUGGGGAUCACUGUGAUUGCUGGUGUUGGUCUGAGAUUCCUAUCUGGAGUAUUUUCAAGAGAUGUCCAUGUUCAACAUUUCAUUUUUGUGGCAAUUCCGUUUGUUGCAGCUGCACAACCCAUCAUUUCCUUGUCUUAUGUCUUUGAUGGUGUCAAUUUUGGAGCAUCAGACUUUGCCUACUGUACAUAUUCAAUGGUUUUGGUCUCUAUUAUUUGCGCUGCUCCAUUAUUCAUUCUCUUUAAGAAUGACAGUUUUGUUGGAAUAUGGGUCGUUCUGAUUAUACAUAGGGUUCUUUGGACUAUAGCUGGUAUUUGGAGAAUAGGAACUGGGACCGGACCUUGGCGCUUUCUCAGGGAAAGACUUCUUCCACUGCUUCUAUGA
Messenger RNA from Syzygium oleosum, 1968 nucleotides. Its product is annotated as protein DETOXIFICATION 43-like. The record is from RefSeq and is a predicted model, not a curated record. Gene Ontology annotation, molecular function: xenobiotic transmembrane transporter activity; antiporter activity; citrate transmembrane transporter activity. Gene Ontology annotation, cellular component: membrane. Bases 1 to 1968 code for a protein of 655 amino acids. The transcript has 17 exons. Lineage: Eukaryota; Viridiplantae; Streptophyta; Magnoliopsida; Myrtales; Myrtaceae. Gene Ontology annotation, biological process: transmembrane transport.